This is a messenger RNA of Rhipicephalus microplus (southern cattle tick), 1042 nucleotides long. RefSeq names its product peroxisomal trans-2-enoyl-CoA reductase-like. Gene Ontology annotation, biological process: phytol metabolic process. The record is from RefSeq and is a predicted model, not a curated record. Gene Ontology annotation, cellular component: peroxisome. Gene Ontology annotation, molecular function: trans-2-enoyl-CoA reductase (NADPH) activity. Lineage: Eukaryota; Metazoa; Arthropoda; Arachnida; Ixodida; Ixodidae.
AAGUUCUACUCUAUACUACUUUUACUUUAAAAUGACGAGCAGCGGCGUGCUUAGAGUUCGCAGCAUUUUCAGGCCCAAGUUGUUCAAAGGCAAAGUGGCCGUCGUCACGGGUGGAGCAACGGGAAUCGGAAAAGCCGUCGCAGAGGAGCUACUUUACUUAGGAUGUUCGGUGAACAUUGCUUCGAGAAACGAGGACAACUUGAAGAACGCCGUCAAAGACUUUCAAGAAAGGUUAUUGCCGGAUAGGGAGAAAAAUCGUGCGACGUACAUGCCCUGCAAUAUCCGCAAAGAGGACCAGGUGAAAACGCUUAUUCAGCAGACACUGGACAAACACGGCAGCCUAGACUUCCUCGUCAACAACGGAGGCGGUCAGUUCCUGUCAGAAGCGAAGAGCAUUUCACUCAAGGGCUGGAAUGCAGUUAUCAAGACUAACCUGACGGGAAAGUUUUUCAUGUGCCAGGAAGCUUAUCAGCGGUGGAUGGAGAAACAUGGAGGAGCCAUUGUGAAUGUGAUAAUCGAAAACUCUCGUGGAUUUCCGAUGGUGGCGCCAUCGGGAGCGGCCAGAGCUGGUGUGGAAAACCUGACGCGCUCGUUAUCGAUCGAAUGGGCCGCAAGUGGAGUCAGAGUAAAUGCACUCAAGCCGGGCUUCAUUUAUUCAGAGUCGGCUGCAAAGAACCAGCGGCAUGACUUGUUCGCCACGAUCAGACUACUACUUCCCGCGAGACGGGUUGGAACCACUCGAGAGGUAUCAUCGGCAAUUUGCUUUCUGCUGUCACCAGGAGCGUCCUACGUGUCCGGCACUACACUAACUGUGAAUGCAGCAGGCACAUUCUAUCCAGCUCUCGCAUAUGAAAUUCCAGAACAUGACCGAUGGCCCAAGCAUGACAGCUGCUCCGAGGAUGGCUUAGAAAUGCUCUCAAAGCCUUAGCAAUCUUUCUACUGCCGUUUUAAAUACUGGAAAAGUGGCCUCCUCGCAGUCGAAUUCAGCAUUAACAACUGAGCAGGGUUGCAAUACAAUCUAAAGCUUGAGGUGCUUCUUGAU